UAGUCAAUAUGGGCUGCGUUGAAUAAUGGAAAUUCCAAGUAUGCAGCUCUUAAAGAGAUAUUUCUGUGCAAGAAAAGUAUGAAAAGAAGCAAUGACUUAAUUAUGCUCCUGGCAUCUAAAUUUUCAUUCAUAGCAUUGAACAAGUUAUGGGACGUGUUCAAAAUACAAGCAUGUCAGUUCUUCUAGUCUUGCUAUGUUGCAUUUGUUUAGAAUUUGGGUCUGCCACAAACACCAUCACAGCUUCUAGACCCAUCAAAGACCCUGACUUUAUAAUCUCCAAUAAUGGGAGUGCUUUCAAACUGGGAUUCUUCAACCCAAAAAAUUCUACCAAUCGAUACGUCGGAAUAUGGUAUAAUAACAUUUCUGCAUUCACAGUUGUAUGGGUAGCUAACAGAGAGGAACCUCUUAGGGAUUCUAAUGGGGUUCUUACUAUAUCUGAGGAUGGAGUUCUUGUGGUACUAAAUGGAGAAAAGGAGGUAAUUUGGUCAGCGAAUGUUACAAACUCUACUCCCAAUUCAAGUGCCAAGCUUUUGGAUUCAGGGAAUCUUGUCUUGGAAGAAAACACUACAGGGACAAAGAAAUGGGAGAGUUUCCAAUAUCCUUCUGAUACGAUCUUGCCAACGAUGAAGCUUAGUGCUAAUGUAAGAACAGGUAAGAAUGUCCAGAUUACAUCUUGGAAAAGCCCUUCUGAUCCAUCUAUUGGAAGCUUCUCUUGUGGUAUUCAACCUCGUAGUCCUCUUCAAGUAUUCAUAUGGAAAAACGGUAGCCCAUAUUGGCGCAGUGGUCCAUGGAACAAUCGGAUCUUCAUUGGAAUACCGGAUAUGAAUUCUGUAUAUCUUGAUGGAUUCAAAUAUGGAGAUGAUCCAGAUGGAAGUUUUUAUAUAACUUUUGAUUUUGUAGACGAGUCUUACUUGUCAAAUUUUGCCUUGGAUUCAAAAGGGAAUCUAGUGCAAAAAUAUAAUGGGGUAGAGGAUAUCGGGUGGUCAGCUUUGCACACUGAGUGUGAUGUUUAUGGAAAGUGUGGGGCAUUCGGAACAUGUAAUCCAAAUAAUUCUCCUAUUUGCAGAUGCUUCAAGGGUUUUGAGCCAAAUAAUACAGAAGAAUGGAAUCAAGGCAAUUGGACUAGUGGAUGUGUUAGGAGCACACCGUUGCAGUGUGAGAGGGUGAACACUGGUGGUGAAGAAGGCAAAAGGGAUGGGUUUUUGAAAUUGAAGAUGAUGAAAGUGCCAGACUUUGCAGAUUGGUCAAGUGCUUUAGAAAACAAAUGCGAAGAGCAAUGCUUGGAAAAUUGUUCUUGCAUGGCAUAUGCAUUUGAAACUGGCGUUGGUUGUAUGUCUUGGACUGAAAAACUAAUCGAUACACAGCAAUUCUCCAUUUCGGGAGUUGAUCUUUAUAUUCGUGUGGCCUACUCAGAACUUGAUAAAGUGGGAGAUGUGAAAAAAAUUGUCACAAUCACAGUGAUCACAGGAACAAUUAUCCUUUUCAUCUAUACUUAUUUACUGUGGAGGUGGAUGGCAAAUCAAAAAGCAAGGAAAAAGAAAGUGAUGGAGAUCUUGAUGUUCAAUAGAGAAGGAGCACAACCAAAAUUUCAUAGUGACAACCUGGACCAAGUUAAACUGCAGGAGCUACCACUAUUCAAUUUUGAGAAGUUGGCAAGUGCAACUAAAAACUUUCAUCUAUCUAACAAACUUGGGCAGGGUGGAUUUGGUCCUGUAUAUUGGGGACAAUUGUCAGAUGGGCAAGAGAUUGCAGUAAAAAGACUUUCUAAAGCCUCUGGACAAGGGUUACAAGAAUUUAUGAAUGAGGUGGUGGUAAUUUCUAAACUUCAACAUCGGAAUCUUGUUAGGAUCUUUGGUUGCUGUGUUGAAGGAGAAGAAAAGAUGUUGAUCUAUGAAUACAUGCCAAACAAAAGUCUGGAUGCAUUCCUCUUUGAUCCUCACAAGGAAAAACUGUUGGAUUGGAGAAAACGUGUCAACAUUAUUGAAGGAAUUGGUCGAGGUCUACUUUAUCUUCAUAGAGAUUCUAGAUUAAGGAUUAUUCACAGAGAUCUAAAGGCAAGUAACAUCUUGUUGGAUAAAGAGCUAAAUCCAAAAAUAUCAGAUUUUGGAAUGGCCAGGAUUUUUGGGAAUAAUGAAGACCAGGCCAAUACUAACAAGGUUGUUGGAACAUAUGGCUAUAUGUCUCCUGAAUAUGCAAUGGAAGGAAGAUUUUCUGAAAAAUCGGAUGUCUUUAGUUUUGGGGUGUUGUUACUAGAGAUUCUAAGUGGUAAAAGAAACUCUAGCUUUUAUCAUGAUGAGCAGUCCAUGAGCCUUUUAGGAUUUGCAUGGAAAUUGUGGAAUGCAGACAACAUCAUAGCCUUAAUAGACCCAAUGAUAUAUGAACCAUGCUUUGAAAUGGAGAUGUUGAGAUGUAUACAUGUUGGCUUGUUAUGUGUGCAAGAAUUUGCCAAAGAUAGGCCUAUUGUAUCUGUUGUUAUUUCCAUGCUUAAAAGUGAGAUUGUUGAUCUUCCUCGUCCAAAGCAGCCGGCAUUUACUGAAAGGCAGAAUGUCUCAGAUACAGAUUCAUCCACAGGCGGCAAAAAAAAAUUCUCUGUUAACGAUGUUACUGUUACAAUGGUUCAAGGUCGAUAGCUAGCAUGUGUUCUUGACAAUUGACAUAAUUGGUUAUAUAUUUAUGUUGGGAUCUUUA
Molecule: messenger RNA, 2688 nt
Organism: Quercus lobata
Lineage: Eukaryota; Viridiplantae; Streptophyta; Magnoliopsida; Fagales; Fagaceae
Product: G-type lectin S-receptor-like serine/threonine-protein kinase At1g11330
Exons: 7
Coding region: 147-2630 (827 amino acids)
Biological process (GO): recognition of pollen; protein phosphorylation
Cellular component (GO): plasma membrane
Molecular function (GO): protein serine/threonine kinase activity; ATP binding
Source: RefSeq, a predicted model, not a curated record